Messenger RNA from Aricia agestis (brown argus), 1441 nucleotides. It is a transcript of the gene Pur-alpha, whose product is annotated as transcriptional activator protein Pur-alpha. Gene Ontology annotation, molecular function: DNA-binding transcription factor activity, RNA polymerase II-specific; RNA polymerase II transcription regulatory region sequence-specific DNA binding; purine-rich negative regulatory element binding. Gene Ontology annotation, cellular component: nucleus. The coding region runs from base 64 to 942 and encodes 292 amino acids. The record is from RefSeq and is a predicted model, not a curated record. Gene Ontology annotation, biological process: regulation of transcription by RNA polymerase II. Lineage: Eukaryota; Metazoa; Arthropoda; Insecta; Lepidoptera; Lycaenidae. The transcript has 9 exons.
ACAUUGAAAAGAUCGGUGGAUCGCGGAUUCGCGAAUCGCCUGUAGAAUUCGGUGUGGAUUGAGAUGUCGGAUAUCGGCAGCGGUGACGAGGGAAUUUCUAGUCAGAAAUAUCAUGGUCAAGGUAUGGAUGCAGGCGGGAACAACUUUGACUCCGGUCAACAGCAGCAGGAGCAGGAGUUGGCGACGAAGAUGCUGCAGAUCCAGUCAAAACGGUUCUACCUCGACGUGAAGCAGAACCGACGGGGGAGGUUCAUCAAAGUGGCAGAGAUCGGCGCAGACGGGCGGCGGAGUCAGAUAUUCCUGGCGAUGUCGACGGCAGCGGAGUUCCGCGACCACCUGUCGGCGUUCAGCGACUUCUACAGCUCGCUCGGCCCGCCCAACCCCGACAACGUGCCGGAGGACGGCAAGCUCAAGUCCGAGAUGAUGCUCAAGGACAACAGACGGUACUACCUUGACCUGAAGGAAAACUCCCGCGGGCGGUUUCUGCGCGUGUCCCAGACGAUCACGCGGGGCGGGCCGCGCUCGCAGGUGGCGCUGCCGGCGCAGGGCAUGAUCGAGUUCCGCGACGCCCUCACCGACCUGCUCGAUGACUUCGGCACCGACGACGGCGGAUUCAAAGGCGAAUUGCCAGAAGGAAGACAUUUGCGCGUCGACAACAAAAACUUCUAUUUCGACAUCGGGCAGAAUAACCGAGGCAUCUACAUGAAAGUCAGCGAGGUGGUACCUUCGUUGCAAGUGAAGAGCAACUUCCGCACCGCGAUCACGGUGCCCGAGAAGUGCUGGGCGCGCUUCCGCGACAUACUCGCCGACUACUGCGACAAGAUGAGCCGCGCGCAGCUCUCGCCCGAGCCGCACCAGGGUUCUGGAUCAACUCGCGCCGGCAGCGCUCAGCCUUCGCGGGACAUAGACACGUUCUCGGGCGGCGCCCAGAGCCGUAUUUGAUGCGACCCCCGCCUGCUCGCGCGCCACGACCACUGACUCCCGCGCGGCCGCAGCCCCGGCCCGGCCGGCCCGCACGGUCCCGGCCCGGACGGCCCGCGCUGGGCCGACCUCAUGGCCCGGCUGUUCGGACCGGCGUGGUCACCCCAGUGACGGGACUGUAGUGGAGUGGUCCAGGACUGUCCCCCGAUCGCCGACCGAACGGUCAAUCUGCGAGCUUCUUCUACGGGCGGUUUCUCGAGUUCACUAACGGCUUAGAGCUUUACUUUUUUUGUAAAUAUUUUUUGUUUGGCACCCGACUAAUCAGGUUUACGAUAUGGGCGUUUCGGCCUUUAUUUUUGCGCCGUGGUGUCGUAUAUGAACAUUGUUUAACAAUAUAUUUUUUUUAAUUUAACGCCUUUCGAAGUAACAAAAUUAUUUUUAUAAGAUAUUUUCGAUUUGCUUGAUUUAACCUCGCACAAAAUUUAAUUUAUACCUUUACUUAAGCGCGUUAAAACUCGAA